Messenger RNA from Larimichthys crocea (large yellow croaker), 2141 nucleotides. It is a transcript of the gene dcdc2c, whose product is annotated as doublecortin domain containing 2C. Gene Ontology annotation, cellular component: microtubule; microtubule organizing center. Gene Ontology annotation, biological process: intracellular signal transduction. Lineage: Eukaryota; Metazoa; Chordata; Actinopteri; Sciaenidae. The transcript has 11 exons. The record is from RefSeq and is a predicted model, not a curated record. Bases 227 to 1393 code for a protein of 388 amino acids.
CGUUAGCUAACGUUACACACCAAAGAAAAAGCGGGCAGACAACAACACAGACGGUGGAUAGGUUUCUUAAUGUUACACCUCUCAUGUGAGAGAAUUGGUUUCCAUAUCAGAUGCUAUCUCCAGUUACGUCUCCAGAGACUCACCACACACUGCCAGUGACACAUUUACUUUUGACACCAAAGAAGCUCCAUUAUUGUUUGACUCUUAAGCUAUAGGUAAGCCAGGUAUGCCGGCCACUACAGGGAGAGGUGAUCUGCCGCCGACCAAAACUGUAAUUGUCUACAGGAAUGGCGACGCUUUCUUUCCCGGAAGGAAAAUAGUUGUGAAUCCGCGACAUGUGACGACCUUUGACAUCUUCUUGGCCUCUUUGACCAGAGGGAUAGAGGCUUCGUUUGGCGCCGUGAGGAAGCUGUACACGGCCAUAGAGGGCCACAAAGUUCAGUGUCUGGACGACCUGAAACACGGGAGUGUGUAUGUUGCAGCCGGAAAUGAGCAGUUCAAAAAGCUGGACUAUUGUGAGAUAACAACCAAGAAGCCACAAAAUAAGAAAAAAGAACAGAUCCAACCUGUUGUUCACAGCAAAAUAAUAGUUUCUGCUCGCUGGAGGAGAACCACAGAUGAGUCUUGCACAAUAAAUGUCUUUACCAACGGAGAGAUCUUGAUUCCUCCGACUCGAAUACGUAUCCCGAAGUAUACUCUUAGAAGCUGGGAAAAUGUUUUAGCCAUGGUGACAGAGAAAGUCCAUCUUCGCACUGGUGCUGUGCACAGGCUUUGCACAUUAGAUGGACGUCCUGUUUGCCACCACAUUUAUCUAAAAAACAACCAGCACUAUGUCGCAGUUGGUGCUGAAAAGUUUAAAGCUCUUCCAUAUGAGCAGUCCAUCCCCAGCAGAGAUAUAAUCAGCCAAAGCGUCCUGCCUGCUGUUAGAAAGACAAGACAUGCGAACGAUGCGUUUGCUCGUACAGGCUUUAGAGAGGACCUUGAGCACACAGCCGGGGGCCAGAUGAAGAAACACGCAGCCAAGCUGGAGAGAGCUAAACAACAGAGGCAGGUGUCCGGAAACCCGGUUCUGCUCUCGACAGGGGAGGGCAGCGUGUUCAAUGCACAAAACAAAAGAAGUGAGAUGGCAGGAGCAGCGGAGGUGCAGGAAGACCGCCAGCUCAAGGCGGACCUGCCAAUUGAUCAGGUUGAGGCCAAGAUAGUUGACGAGGAGUACGAGAAUGGGAGUUGCUGUGCGAGUCCCUGCAAGGCCUCCCUCCAUGAUUCAGACGGCUCGUGUCUGCAGAGGUCUUUGUCUGCAGGUUCCAGGAAGGAUGAGGCUAAAGAGAGGGAGGUGUCUUCCAGGCAUCACCGAAUACGGUCACGGAUGUCCCGGUUUUUCAAGGGAGCAUAAACAGGUGUGAGAGCGGGCGUUCAGUCUGGGACAGGCGGAGUCCUCGCUAACCCUUCUCCUCUAAUUGCUGCGGAUGCCAGUAUGCUCGCUUUCUGCGCUGCCUUUCAUAACAGUUGGUGUUUGCCAAGCGGCUUUUAUGUUUGUUUUAGCUGAUGAUUUGCUACUUAUUGUGUCUCUGUCAAAGGGAAUACUUUUGCAUCCUUAGCUGAACAGAAAUAUGUGCGUGUCUCUUGUGGAUGUGGAUGCCAACUGCUCCAAAACACACUGCAAUGGAACAGCCACUUUUGAAACUUCCAACCAACAAUCUGAUGUUGAUUUAGUUUUUUUUUUUUUUCUAACUAUUUACAAGAAACUUCUGCACACAGAGAAAGAAACGAAGGCACUGCAGCACAGCUGUGAGGAUUAAACAAUGUAUGAGCAGCCCUACCGAUUUCACCAACUCCUUAGGCCUUAGGCAUAUAGGGCUAGUUAUUUCCAUGUUGACAACAAGGACGUUAAAGUCUUAAAUCAUUCAUAUAAUUUCCUGUUAUAUAUACUUGAGCUUUGUUCUAGAGUCUAAUAUCAGUAUAACAAUGAGUUGCUUUUCUGGUACACCUUGUUGAUAUUUUUCACUCUGAACAUCGGAUAACCUCGCCUCAAAACUUAGAAGUUACUCAUCUGUCUGCACAUUUUCUCUGCGAGGCUCAUAUUCCAGAUCAUGUAGAGCCGUAUUUAUUGUCGCAGCUUAUUUAAAUAAUCACCGGCAUGU